Molecule: messenger RNA, 4872 nt
Organism: Amblyraja radiata (thorny skate)
Lineage: Eukaryota; Metazoa; Chordata; Chondrichthyes; Rajiformes; Rajidae
Gene: pcdh9
Product: protocadherin 9
Exons: 3
Coding region: 184-3789 (1201 amino acids)
Biological process (GO): homophilic cell-cell adhesion
Cellular component (GO): plasma membrane
Molecular function (GO): calcium ion binding
Source: RefSeq, a predicted model, not a curated record
GGGGGGGGAGGUGGUGAAAAUAAACUUGUUUGCAAAAACCAAUGGGGGAAUCGCCUCGGAGGAUAGAUAGCAUCGCUCCCAACAUUGUGCAUAAUUGUGUAGGUCGGAAAGGGGUGGGUGGGAAAGGAGUCCGGGGGUUGUAAAAAGAAGCGGUGUGAUCUGCCUUUGCAUAUUCGCGGGAUUAUGGACAUGCGGGAUUUUUACCUGUUUCUGGCGCUGGUUGCUCUCCUGACGGUGGACUCCGCUCUGGCUCAGGAGCUCGUCUACACCAUUCAAGAGGAGCUGCCCGAGAAUAUCUUGCUGGGCAACAUCCCCAGAGAUCUCAACAUCUCACGGCUAAAUGCGGCCACGGGGUCGAGUGCCAACCUUAUCUACAGGCUGGUGUCCAAGGCAGGCGAGGUCCCCCUGUUGCGGGUGUCCAGCAGCACCGGGGAGAUCUUCACCACGGCCAACAGGGUGGACCGCGAGAAACUCUGCGCCGGCACCUACACCGACACCGACUGCUUCUUCGAGGUGGAGGUGGUCAUCUUGCCCAACGACCACUUCAGGCUGGUCAAGAUCAAGGUGGUCGUGCGCGAUGUCAACGACAACGCGCCCAUGUUCCCGUCUCCUGUGAUCAACAUCUCCAUCCCGGAGAACACUCUGGUCAACAGCCGCUUCCCGGUGCCUUCGGCCACCGACCCGGACACGGGCAGCAACGGGGUGCAGAGGUACCAGCUCUUGAACGGCCAGGGGGCUUACGGCUUGGACGUGGUGGAGAGCCCCGAGGGCGAGAAGUGGCCGCAGCUGAUAGUCCAGCGCAGCCUGGACCGGGAGCAGAAGGACACCUACGUGAUGAAGAUCAAGGUUGAGGACGGGGGGAGCCCGCAGAAGUCUAGCACCGCUAUCCUGCAAGUGACGGUCAGCGAUGUCAACGACAACCGGCCGGUGUUUAAAGAGAGCCAGCUGGAGGUUCGCUUGCCCGAGAAUGCGCCGCUGGGCACCUCUGUCAUCCAGCUGCACGCCACCGACGCCGAUGUGGGCUCCAACGCCCAGGUCCGCUACCUCUUCAGCCCGCAGGUCUCCGCCGCCGUCCGCAGGCACUUCGCCCUCAACAGCACGGCGGGUCUCAUCACGGUGCAGCGAGCCUUGGACCGGGAAGAGACCUCCCUGCACAAGAUGACCGUGCUGGCCACCGACGGCAGCUCCAGCCCGGCCAGGGCCACCGUCACCGUCAACGUUACCGAUGUCAACGACAACCCCCCAACCAUCGACAUCCGCUAUAUCAUCAGCCCCAUCAACGGCACCGUCUACCUGUCCGAGAAAGAUCCGGUCAACACCAAGAUCGCCCUGAUCACCGUGUCGGACAAGGACACCGACGUGAACGGGAGAGUGGUCUGCUACAUUGAGAAAGAGGUGCCUUUCCAUCUGAAGGCGGUGUAUGACAACCAGUACCUCCUGGAGACCUCUGCCUUAUUGGACUAUGAGAGCACAAGAGAUUACAGCUUCAGGAUUGUGGCAUCGGACUCUGGUAAGCCCAGCCUGAAUCAAAGUGCCCUGGUCAGAGUGCGCCUGGAGGAUGAGAAUGACAACCCUCCCGUAUUCAACCAGCCUGUCAUCGAGCUGUCUGUGGCCGAAAACAACCACCGUGGCCUCUACCUCACCACCAUCAGUGCCACGGAUGAGGACAGUGGCAAGAACGCCGAGAUUGUCUACCAGCUGGGUCCCAAUGCCUCCUCCUUUGACCUGGACCGCAAGACCGGGGUCCUGACCGCAUCCAGGGUCUUCGACCGGGAGGAGCAGGAGCGCUACAUUUUCACGGUGACCGCCAGAGACAGUGGCAACCCUCCCCUCCAAAGCCAAGCAGCCGUGAUUGUCACCAUCCUGGACGAGAACGACAACAAUCCCAAAUUCACGCACAACCACUUCCAGUUCUUUGUGUCCGAAAAUUUGCCAAAGUACAGCACCGUAGGUGUAAUCACGGUGACGGACGCAGAUGCCGGGGAGAAUGCAGAGGUGAUGGCCUCUGUUGUUGGUGACAAUGACAAUUUUAUCUUGCACCCAGUGAACGGAGUUAUAAGAUCCAACGUCUCCUUUGACAGGGAGCUGCAAAGCUCGUACACGUUCGAAGUCAAGGCAAUAGAUCGAGGUAGACCGGUCCGUACCUCCAUUGCCAAAGUCACCAUCAAUGUCAUAGAUGUCAAUGAUAACAGUCCCGUUGUAAUCUAUCCACCUUCAAACACCUCAUUCAAACUGGUCCCCCUCUCUGCCAUCCCUGGUUCAGUGGUGGCAGAGGUAUUUGCAGUGGAUGUUGACACAGGAAUGAACGCCGAACUCAAGUACAGCAUCGUCAGUGGAAAUACCAAGGGCUUGUUCAGAAUUGAUCCAGUGACUGGCAAUAUUACCCUGGAGGAGAAACCCGCUGUUGCAGACCAAGGUUUGCAUCGAUUGGUGGUAAACAUUAGUGAUUUAGGGUACCCUAAACCCUUGCACACCCUGGUCCUUGUCUACUUGUAUGUGAAUGACACCAUAAGUAAUGCUAGUUACAUCAACGAACUCAUAAGAAGAACGAUGGAGACGCCAUUAGAUAAGAACAUCGGGGACAGUACCCAACCUUGGCAAAAUGAAGAUUAUCUUACCAUCAUGAUCGCCAUAGUAGCGGGGGCAAUGGUGGUGAUUGUGGUCAUAUUUGUCACCGUGUUGGUGCGUUGCCGGCAGUCGAGGUUCAAAGCCACUCAAAGAAACAAGCAGGGUGCAGAAUGGAUGUCCCCAAACCAAGAGAGUAAGCAAAACAAAAAGAAGAAAAGAAAGAAAAGAAAGUCUCCAAAGAGUUCUCUUCUAAACUUUGUUACCAUUGAAGAGUCCAAACCCGAUGACCCUGCCCACGAACCCAUCAAUGGGACCAUUACUCUUCCAGCUGAGCUGGAGGAGCAGACUAUAGGAAGGUUUGACUGGAACACAACACCACCAACAACCUUUAAGCCGAGCAGCCCAGACCUUGCAAGGCAUUACAAGUCAGGCUCACCACAGCCCUCUUUUCAUCUAAAGCCGGACACUCCAGUUUCUGCAAAAAAGCAUCAUGUGAUUCAGGAGCUCCCUUUGGACAACACCUUUGUUGGGGGGUGCGAUACCUUGUCCAAGCGCUCAUCUACGAGCUCAGACCACUUCAGCGCGUCGGAGUGUAGUUCCCAAGGUGGCUUCAAGACAAAAGGCCCAUUGCACACCAGACAGUCUCAGAGGCGCGUUACAUUUCACCUCCCCGAUGGCUCCCAGGAAAGCUGCAGUGAUAGUGGUCUAGGAGACCAUGAGCCGGUAAAUGGUGGCCCGCUGAUCUCACACCCUCUCCCUCUGGUUCAGCCGCAGGACGAGUUCUACGAACAGGCUUCCCCAGACAAGAGGACCGAGGCCGAUGGGAAUUCUGACCCGAAUUCUAGUGAUGUUCCUCUUGGUCCCAGAGGUUUAGCCGAAGCAACAGAGAUGUGCACUCAAGAAUGCUUGGUCCUCGGGCACUCAGACAACUGUUGGAUGCCUCCUGGUCUUGGUUCCUACCAGCAGCUCAAAUCACCCCUCUCCACAUUUGGAUCGCAGAAGGAAUGGAUCAAGAAGGAUAAGCUGGUAAAUGGUCACGCGCUUUCAAGGACCUGGAAAGAAGAUGGCAACAGAGGGCAGUUCAAUGACAGGAAGCUGAUCGGUUAUGGUGACGGGCAAUAUACCAGUGGGAAUCCAAUGACAGAUAUUCCUCUAGCGAGCCUGAAGACUUACAAACAGGCACCAUCAUCCCUGGAGACAGCUAAAGAACAUCAACUAUGAAGAGUACUUUCCCAUUCUCUAGCUAUUAACUCAUAUCAGCCUGGUUGUAGGCUAUAGUGGUAGAAUAUGCUAAUCCUAUGUGUCCGAAUUCUGUGUUACGGGUAGGAAUUUAGACCACUGUUGCAGCAAGUACUUGAAGUCGUCUGUGUUUUAGGAACCUUGGAGUUUGAUAGUUCUGUAGUCUACUCGAUGUAAACUCACAUCCAAAAAGGACAGAGCUAAACUUUGCGAUGGAGUAACUGGGCCUGGUCACCCCACCGGAACUGCAUCUCAGACAGAAACAAAUGGUGGGCCUAUUCGUGACCUUGGGGGCACUGAAAAAACAAUAUGAAACAAGCGAAGCAGAAAUUGUGGAGGAAAAUAAAAUGCUGCUUUUAAUUGAGACCGAUUGCUGCUGAUGUAUGUAAUGAGAAAGGGAAAAAAAAUCAAAAUGGGAGCAAGAUUAAUCACAACCACAAACUGGACAAUCCAACUUUAAGUGAUCCAAGCGAACAUUCAAAGUGUUUGUAAAUAGGAAAAACUCAUCAGUAAACCCUAUUUUAUGAAACUAUAUUCUCCCCAAACUGUAGCAAAAGACUGUGGUUUCCCUCCGCAACCCCCUCCCCCACAUCUCUUUGUCUGCAUCCUCUUUGGGGUUUCUUUUAAGCUUCAUGUAGCUGAAUUCCUGGUGAAAGUGGUUGAGUGUUUGUAAUCCGUCCAACAGCACUGCUUCCACGCUCACAGAAUGUUUUAAUGUGUUGUGCCUUCAUUAUGUACUAGAACAUAAUACUAGUUGUCAUAGGGGUCGACUAAGACUCUAAUUUCUAGCUCUGUAUAUUUGUUCUAUGCCUGGCAGGUACCAGCAAUGUUUAGUUCAGAAUGAGGAAAUCUUCAAUGUAGCUUUUAACAGCAUGUUUAAGCAAAUGAGAAUCAAUGCUUCGUUUUCUUUUUGAUUUUAAAAUUCAGCAGUCUGGGCAUGGUAAGCCAAUUUAACAAUUUGAUAGAUAGCAUGUUUUUUGCAGAAAUGGAUGAUUUGCUUUCAAACACAUUCCAAUAGAGGUACACUGAGCGUAAACAAGUGAAAUAGCAACCAAAAAAAAAAAG